AUGGCCGUGUCCAACCCUGCUUGUUCCCUCGACUCCGCUACCAACCACCAAUCUCCAACAGGGCCCUUAACCUGUAUCACUAGACACCUCAUAGUGAACUACAGUGUAAAAGAAGAGGAGGAAGAGAUAGAGGAGGAUUCCGUUUUUGGAGUGAAAGAGGAGGGGGAGAUUACUGUCACAUUGGAGGAAGAAGAGGAGGUUGGAGAUGUGUUUAACACCAGAGAGAUACGUGACUAUCGUGGAUCCUCUGGGGAGCCUCAACAACAUCAUGAUGCUGAUGAGGCAGAGAGUCUCUCCAGAUCAGAACUCCUCAAGAAACACCUGCCGAGAUUUAUAGGGAAGAAAUCUCACUGCUGCUCUGACUGUGGGAAAAGAUUCAACUCUUCAUCAGACCUUAAAAUUCAUCAAAGAAUUCACACAGGAGAGAAACCUUAUAGCUGUGAUCACUGUGGGAAGAGUUUUUCUACAUCUAGCUAUCUAACUAUACACCAGAGAAUACACACAGGAGAGAAACCAUAUAGCUGUAAUCAAUGUGGGAAGAGUUUCAUUCGGCUACAAACCCUGAAAUCACACCAUAGAAUACAUACUGGAGAGAAACCUUUUGGCUGUGAUCACUGUGAGAAGAGUUUUUCUACAUCUAGCUAUCAAAUUAUACACCAGAGAACACACACAGGAGAGAAACCAUAUAGCUGUAGUCAAUGUGGGAAGUGUUUUACUCACAUCAAAAGCCUGAUAGUACACCAGCGGACACACACAGGAGAGAAACCUUAUAGCUGUGAUCAAUGUGGAAAGAGUUUUUCUACAUCUAGCUAUGUAACUAUACACCAGAGAACACAUACAGGAGAGAAACCAUAUAGGUGUAAUCAAUGUGGGAAGAGUUUUACUCAGCUAAACAGCCUGAUAGUACACCAGCGGAUACACACAGGAGAGAAACGUUAUAGCUGUGAUCAAUGUGGGAAGAGUUUUACUACAUCUAGCUGUCUGAAUGCACACCAGAGAACACACACAGGAGAGAAAUCUCUAAGCUGUAAUCAAUGUGGGAAGAGAUACUCUGAUAAAAGAUCUCUGAUUAAACAUCAGAAAAUACAUGAAGGAGUUGUUUUAUGAUUUCAAUGAAAUAAUGUCUCAAUGUAGAAUGUUUUAACAUUGUAGUAGGAGUAUUUGAAAGAAUGUCAGAAUGUAGAACCCUAAACGUUUGCCCUCUGUUCAAUUGAUUUUAGUCUCGGGGAAAAUCCAGGCUCUGAAUUGAAAGAGUACUAUUUUUCUACAAAAAGUGACAAACAAAAGACUUGUUAAACUUAUCGCUAAAUCUUAAUCUAAAGCUUAUCGUUAAAAGAUAUCUCCAAUUUCCAUGUGUUUUGUUUAGUUGUGUUACAACAGCACGUACAACCUGAUUUCCCCCUUAAUUGAUAUCAGUGAUUUAUUGCUACUUGUCAAAACAACAGCGUUUCUGGUGUUUGUGCAGUUUAUAAGGUGCUUGUUUAAAAA
Messenger RNA from Salmo salar (Atlantic salmon), 1488 nucleotides. RefSeq lists its product as uncharacterized. Gene Ontology annotation, molecular function: RNA polymerase II cis-regulatory region sequence-specific DNA binding; DNA-binding transcription factor activity, RNA polymerase II-specific. Lineage: Eukaryota; Metazoa; Chordata; Actinopteri; Salmoniformes; Salmonidae. Gene Ontology annotation, biological process: regulation of transcription by RNA polymerase II. The record is from RefSeq and is a predicted model, not a curated record.